Molecule: messenger RNA, 396 nt
Organism: Cordyceps militaris CM01
Lineage: Eukaryota; Fungi; Ascomycota; Sordariomycetes; Hypocreales; Cordycipitaceae
Exons: 1
Coding region: 1-396 (131 amino acids)
Source: RefSeq, a predicted model, not a curated record
AUGCUCGAAAUGAGAUGCUGCGGUCGAUGGUGUGGAUCGAGCCCUGGCAGUUGUGGCAGAGGCGCCCGCAAGCCGUUCGUUCUCACCGUCUCCAGGGCGCGCCGGAACCUCCCACAUUGCAGCUCGGACUCGGCCAAGGCCCACCACGGAGGAUGUUCCUGUGGCUUGCGCCUAUCAGGCGGUGAUGCCAUCUUUGACGGCCAGUCUCCAGUCUGCCCACACGGGGUCAUAUCUGUGACUCGAAUAAUUCGUACAAAGAUGAAGGACGGCCGAGGUUAUGCACAUCGUCUUAGUAUGGUCAUCAUUACAUUGCUGCAAGAAAUGAGCCCUGGUGGAACAGGUGGAACGGGGACCCUGAUGACGGCAAAGACAAUUGAGGCCUUGGUGGAUACAUAG